This is a messenger RNA of Closterium sp. NIES-65, 4566 nucleotides long. The record is from the annotation of a GenBank genome assembly. Lineage: Eukaryota; Viridiplantae; Streptophyta; Zygnematophyceae; Desmidiales; Closteriaceae.
AUGCGGGAUAAAGUACGGAAGCUGGUGGCUUCUGGCCGAUUGGAGUUCAUGAGUACUGGGCAUGCUGCACACCCCCAUGGCGGGAUGUUGAAGAACCCUCAUUUGACAUGUCAUCCCCCCCUCCUCCCCCUCCUACAACCCCCACUCCCGUGUCUACCCUUCCCCCCACUUCCCCCUCCCUCCCCCUCCUUUCCUUCCCCUUCUUCUCUCAUACACAUAUCUUCUAUGUUUCUUCCAUGUGCUAUGCUGUGCAGCAACGGCGGGUGGGUGAUGCAUGACGAGGCGUGUGCACAUUACACGGACAUGGUGCAUCAGAUGGCCAUGGGGCACCGCUUCCUCAUGGCGACAUUCAACGUCACCCCGCGCAUCGCCUGGCAGAUCGACCCCUUCGGCCACUCUGCUACUCAAGCCAGCCUCAUCACUGCUCAGGCGGGGUUGGAAGCCGUGUUCAUGGGGAGGGUGGACCAGCAGGAAAAGGAGUCUCGUUUGGCCGCCAAAACAAUGGAGUUUGUGUGGCGGGCAGACGGGGCGACGCAGAGAGAAAACCAGGUGCUGGGAAUGGUAUCCUAUGAUGGUUACUACUCGCCCUCACAGUUCCGCUACCAGGACUCAGACGAUCCUUCUUACCGCAUUCAGGUACUCCCUCGCUCUCUCUGCUGCUCUGCACUCGCCCCUCUGCUGCAACGCACUUGCCCCUCUGCUGCAACGCACUUGCCCCUCUGCUGCAACGCACUUGCCCCUCUGCUGCAACGCACUUGCCCCUCUGCUGCAACGCACUUGCCCCUCUGCUGCUCUGCACUUGCCUCUCUGCUGCACAGCAAGCUUCAUGACAAUCCCUAUGGGGGUUCGCCCAACGUGCAGCGCCUGGUGGACGAGUUCGUAGCGGAAGUGACCAAGAGGGCGGAGGGCUUUAAGACGAAUCACCUGCUGUUCCCCAUGGGCGAGGACUUUGCGUUUGACCGCGCCAUCUUGUGGUUCAAGAACAUGGACAAGCUCAUUCACUACGUCAACCUGGACGGGAGGGUGAACGCGCUCUAUUCCACGCCAUCCAUGUAUCUGGACGCACUCCACUCUGCCAAUGCCACGUGGCCUCUCAAGACUGGUGACAUGUUCCCCUAUCAGGACGAUGGGCCCUACUGUUCGGGCUACUUCAGAGGAGAAACCAUUGUCCGCAUAUGUUCUCGCGUUCCCCCCUCGUCCCCAUUCCCCUCCCUCCCUUCCGCCCACCCUCUCCCUCCCCUCCGCCCAUGCGCCCCUCGCCCCAGCUACCAGGACGACGGGCCCUACUGCUACCAGGACGACGGGCCCUACUGGUCCGGCUACUUCAGCAGCCGCCCCUCUCUGAAGCUCCUCGCGCGCUCCUGCAGCGCCCUGCUGCUGGCCACCACAGCAGCAGAGGCAGCAGUGGGGAAGGAAGCGCUACAGGCAUGGGGCAUGGCGACGGGGCGCAUGAUGGUACUGGAGCACCUUGUGCUCGACACACACAUGGGCAAGACGACCAGAGACAGCCAGAAGGAGGAGAAGCAGGCGGAUGGGGGGGAGAGUGCGGGAGGGGUGGAGCGGAUGAGGGUGGGGUGGGAGGGCGAGCGGCGGGUGCGAGUGGCGAGCUCGUUCCGGUUGGAGGAGGCGGUGGCAGUGCAUGGGCUAGAGGAGGCGGUGGCGGUGGUGCAGCACCAUGAUGGGAUCACAGGCACGGCGCAGCAGCAUGUUACCGAUGACUACUCUGCUCUGCUGCACCGCAUUGCUGAGGAGGCAUCAGCCGUGCUGACAGCAGCACUGGCGCACCUCAUCACGCGAGGGACCCUCCCCCCAUCCCCAUCCGUACCUCCAUCCAACCUCUCCUCCAACCUGUCCUCACGGGCAGCAGCAGCCGUGGAGUUCACAUUUAGGGAGGACAGUGUCGAGCAGCGCGGGUGGGGGUUCUGGAACCAGUUAGCAGAUGGGGCGGAGGAGGGGGACGAGGAGGAUGAGGAAGAUGAGGGGGACGAAGAGGGUAAGGCACGCAACAAAAUCGACAGGAUGAAUGAGUUAUUGUAUGAGGCGGAUAGAGCAGGUGCGGCGGAUGACGAAGAUGAGGGGGAUGAGGAGGCGGGCGAGGGAGAUGGUGGGAAGCAUGCUGCAAGGUCCCGUGCAAAGAAGAAAGUCCCUCACGUGACGGAGGAGGCAAUAUUUGAGUCGACUCAGAAAAAUUCCCGUGUGGAAAAGAGGGUUCCUGACAAGGAGGAGGAGGAGGAGGAGAGAACAAGCGACCCCAAUGAGGUGUUUGACCCUCAGUCGUUGCAGCCAGCUGACCCUCAAGCGGUCCAGAAUGGUGCUGCUGGCCGUGCUGCUGACGGCACACGGGCUGAGGAGAGGAGGGUGCAGGAGGUGGAGGAGGGGCAAUGCCCUCUGCUCAACAUCUCCUAUUGCCCUCCAACCGAAACACCCCUGCAGCCAGAUCAGACCCUGGCACCUUUGAGAACUCCCAAGGCACCUUUGAGAAUUCCCAAGGCACCUUUGAGAACUCCCAAGGUACCAUUGGGAAUUCCCAAGGCACCUCAUCCAUAUCAUAUCGGCCCACACGUCUCCACCUUUCUCAUCCAUCCAUACCCAUCGGGCCAUCCCACAGGUGGUGGUGGCCUUCAACCCUCUUAUGAGGUGGUGGUGGCCUUCAACCCUCUCGCGUGGUCCCGCUCUGAAGUGAUUCGAUUCCCGGUGUCAUCCCCCUACCUUCUAGUCACUGAUGCCUCUGGCGCCCCCAUCCCCUCUCAAAAACUUCAAGAGACCCUCCUCUCCCCUCCCUCUGUUCCCCCCGUGUCAUCCCCCAAUCUGCUAGUCGCCGACGCCUCUGGCGCCCCCAUCCCCUCUCAAAUAAUCAGGGAGACGCUCGUCACCCCCGCCACCCGCUCCACCUACAUUGCUGCUUACACUGGCGUGGGGGAAAUAGUAGGAGAGGUGGAGGGGGAGGAGGAAGGGGUGGAGGGGGGGGAAGGAGGGGAGGAGGGAGCGGAGGAGGGGGAGGAGGGGGAUGAGGAGGAGGGCGGGGAGGGGGAGGAGGAGGAGGAGUGGGUGGAUUAUGGGGAUGGGCGAGGGCCGCAGCCGAGCCAUAAGCCGAAAAGGAAGCAUCGGGAGAGGCAGACGAAGGAGGAGACGGGGGGAGAGCAGAAGGAGGGAGAGCAGAAGGAGGGAGAGCAGAAGGAGGGAGAGCAGAAGGAGGGGGAGCAGCGGGAGGGAGAGCAGGAGGGAGAGCAGCAGCAGCAGCAGCAGCAGCAGCAGCAGCAGCAGCAGGCAGUGCUGUCGCUUGUGUUUUAUGCAGAGGUGCCUCCUCUUGGAUUCGCCACCUUCUUUGUCUCGCCAGCAACCCAAGGCGUGGGGGCCACUCGUGGUAGCGGUGCUGCUGGUGCUGGCACGGACGGUGGGGAGCGGGCUGCGUUGCGUGUCUCGUUCUCCAAGUCAGCGGUGGGCAUGCAGCGGAUGGAGCUGGUCUCUCGGAGUGCCAAUGGCACGGAGGAGGUUGUGCGCAUGGGCAUGGCAGUGAGUGCCAGCAUGAUGGAGUAUGCCACAUUCGCCGGCGGCGCAUACAUCUUCCAACCCUCCAAGCCAGCCAUGCCCAUCACCUCCACCAACGCCACCUACCAGGUGCCCAUUCACAUCCAGCGUGGACCAAUCGUGGAGGAGUUCAGCCGCCAGAUCACUCCAUGGAUCUCUGAGGUCUUCAGAGUGUAUCCAGGGGGGGACUACGCUGAGCUGCACUAUUCCGUGGGUCCGCUGCCCGCCAAGCAACCCAACCACGAGGUGGUGACUCGCUUCGUGUCGCCCAUCAACAGCAGCAAGGCCUUCUACUCCGACUCCAAUGGCCGCAGCUACCUCAAGCGGGUGGUGGACUACCGGUCUGACUGGGACCUCAAUGUCACCGACCCCAUCGCAGGGAACUACUACCCGCUUACGGUCGGGGCUUUCAUAAAGGACAAAGAAGCCCAGUUGUCCGUGCUUGUGGACCGGGCGGCAGGCGCUGCCAGCCUGGCAUCCGGCCAGAUAGAGGUCAUGCUACACAGGAAGCUGAGUUCGCUGGAUGGCAAGGGCGUGGGGGAACCGCUGCAGGAGAGAAUCGCACUGGGAAACAGGACCCGCUCCCUCACCGUUGUGGGCUCGCUGCGCUUUGGGCUGCAUCUUAACACAGGCUCUGAAGAAAGAGCAGGGGAGCAUGAAGGGGAGCAAGGGGAAGAGCGUGUGGGGUUGGGACAGGGAAGCGAGUGGAGGAGGCAGCACGCACAGCACCUCCUAACCCCUCUGCAGCUCUCGUUUGCGGUUGAAACUCAGCAGUCCAUCAGGGCAGCACAAGGCAGCUACACGUGGCACUACUCCCUCUCCCAGCCAUCAUCCACAUCAGCAUCCUCCACGUCAUCCAGCAAGCCUAACAGUGCUUCAUCCUACUCGGUUCCUCCCAAUGUUGCUGUCAUCACGAUGCAGGAGCUCUCACCAAGCACGGUUGUCUUGAGACUAGCUCACCUGUAUCAACCCGGGGAGCAUGCUGCCUGGUCGCGUCCAGCUCAAGUGGACCUCCGAAGAUUGUUUGCAGCAAAACAG